This is a messenger RNA of Clupea harengus (Atlantic herring), 3424 nucleotides long. It is a transcript of the gene ighmbp2, whose product is annotated as immunoglobulin mu DNA binding protein 2. Gene Ontology annotation, molecular function: ATP binding; ATP hydrolysis activity; zinc ion binding. The record is from RefSeq and is a predicted model, not a curated record. Gene Ontology annotation, cellular component: cytoplasm; nucleus. NCBI's taxonomy places the organism in Eukaryota, Metazoa, Chordata, Actinopteri, Clupeiformes, Clupeidae.
UACCGCAAAAAAGGAAGAAGAAGAAGUCAGUUAGCUGUUGCACUAGCACGAAAAAAACUAACGUCAUUUAACAACCAAAUUUGUAUGUUGACAUUACAUUUUUCAACAAGUGGUUGUGUGUAUAGUGAUUUUGCAUCUCAGUAGCAUUGACAGAACCCAGGCCACAGUCGGCGGUGUGUGUAAUUUUCUCUCCAACUGUUGGGAAGCAUGCUAAUUUGGUAACAGUCUGUUUCUAUUGAGGGCUGCUCAGGAAUCACUUUUGGCUGUCACACGGCUGGAAAAGGGGGACAGUCAUGGAAGUCGAGGUCUUCGUCUCCAGAACCCUGGAGCUCCUUCAGGAGGAGAGGGAAGCGGAAAUUGAAGAAACAAGGCUUCUUCAGGAGAAUGUCCCUCUAAAGCACCUGCAGCAUAAAGGUGUGUGUCUGCUGAAACUGCAGAUAGGCAGCCAGCGCACAGGCCUGUACGGCCGCCUGGUCGUUAUUUUCGAACCCAGAAAGAGCAUCGGCGUUUCAGUGCUGCCUAGCAACAGCUUUGGACCAGGUGACAUAGUGGGCCUGUACGACCCUGAGGGGUGCAGCCAGGGGUCCCAGUUGGGUACAGGAGUGGUGACACGAGUGACCCAGUCGUCCGUGGCCGUGGCUUUUGACGAGUCUCAGGAUGGCCUCAACCUGGACGGCGACGGCCUCUUCAACAUCAUGAAGGUGGCCAACGAUAUCACCUACAGGAGACUAACAAGUGCCCUGAAUUCUCUGAAUGGAUACGGCAGUGGGCCAGCCGCUGGCCUAAUCAAUGUGCUCUUUGGCACCUCUCAACCCACAGAGCUUUCCCUGCAAGGUGAUGUAGAGUUUUAUAACACUGGACUGGACCAGUCUCAGCGGGAGGCCGUGACCUUUGCCCUGAAGCAGAGGGAUCUGGCCGUCAUACAUGGACCCCCGGGGACAGGGAAGACCACCACGGUGGUGGAAGUGAUCCUGCAAGCCGUCAAACAAGGAAACAAGGUGCUGUGCUGUGCUCCGUCUAACGUGGUGGUGGAUAACCUGGUGGAGCGUCUAGCUCAGCGUAAGGUGAAGGUGCUGAGGCUGGGCCACCCCGCCCGUCUCCUGGAGACCAUCCAACAAUACUCUCUGGACGCCAUCCUCUCCCGCAGCGACACCACCGACAUCAUCGCAGACAUCCGCAAAGACAUGGACAAGGCUUUGAGUGAGCUGAAGAAGACGAGGGACAGAGGGAGCAGAGGCGGGCUGAAGAGGGAGCUGGGCGAGCUACGCAAGGAGCUGAGGAGCAGAGAGGACACCGCCACCAAACAGAUCCUCAAGGGGGCCAGUGUCAUUCUGGCCACCAACACUGGAGCGUCUUCAGGCGGGCCUCUGAAGCUGCUGCCGGCGGAUCACUUUGACGUGGUGGUAAUCGACGAGUGUGCGCAGGCGCUGGAGGCCAGCUGCUGGAUCCCCCUCCUCAACGCCCGCAAGUGCAUCCUGGCCGGAGACUACAAGCAGCUGCCGCCCACCAUCAAGUCACGCACGGCGGCCUCUAAGGGUCUGUCGGUGAGCCUGAUGGAGAGGGUGAUCGAGAAGUACGGUGCGGUCGUGGUGCGGAUGCUGACGGUGCAGUACCGUAUGAACAGCGCCAUCAUGCAGUGGGCCUCAGAGAAGAUGUACCAGGGCAAGCUGACCGCGCACGCCUCCGUGGAGAAGCACCUGUUGAAGGAUCUUCCUGGAGUGGCCAGUGUUGAGGAGACAGGCCUGCCCUUGCUGCUCAUAGACACGGCCGGCUGUGGGUUGAAUGAGAUGGAGGACACAGACGAGCUGUCCAAGGGAAACGAAGGAGAGGCAGACAUCGUAGCUCUGCAUGUCAAAGCACUGACGGACGCUGGCUUGAAAGCAAAGGAUAUCGCUGUAAUCGCUCCUUACAAUCUUCAGGUUGACCUUCUGAGGCAGAGGCUCUCGCAGAGGCACCCUGAGCUGGAGAUCAAGUCAGUGGACGGGUUCCAGGGCAGAGAGAAAGAGGCUGUGGUGUUGUCCCUGGUCAGAUCCAACCGAAAGGGUGACGUUGGGUUUUUGGCGGAGGACAGAAGAAUCAACGUGGCCGUGACCCGAGCUCGACGCCAGCUCACGGUGGUGUGCGAUUCUCUGACGGUCCGAAACCACGACUUCCUCAAGUCCCUGGUGGACUACAUGAACGAGCACGGUGAGAUCCGGACGGCCUUCGAGUACCUGGAGGACGUGGUGCCGCAGAACUACACCCGGGACCCCAAAGAGGGGUCCAGACAGCCCCCAUCAGCCCAGCAGAGGAGCAAAGGAGAGUCAGGGAAGGGGAAGGAAGCGAAGCGGGAGUCGGGGAAGAGGCCUGAAACUGGGGGGAAAUCUAAAGGAAGGGACCCCCAGGGUAAGACCCCAGAGUCUGGACCCUUUAGGGGUUCUGCCCUGCCCAGAGGAGAGGACCAGAACCAAGAUCAGGCCCAGACGCAGAAGAAGCAGGACCAGAUCAGGCAGCAGAUCCAGACGUUCCUGCAGGACCCGGGCCAGACGGAGCUGCGUUUCGCUCCGUCCCUGAACUCUCACGAUCGUCUGCUGGUCCACCAGAUAUCCGAGGAGCUGGGCCUCAAGCACGAGAGCCAGGGCGAGGGACAGAACCGCCACAUCACCGUCUCCAGAUCGUCCUCGGGACCACAGGAACCCUCCACAGGGGGAGAACAGAAAGCAGAACCACAGCCGAGCCGCGCGGAGACAGAGGCAGAGACUACACCCGGCCACCAGGGGGCAGCACCUGCGGGUGUGGACCUGAAGAGUCUGCACCUGGAGCGCAUGAGAAGAGAGCAGCAGAAGAGGGAGGAGAGGGCCAGACUGAGCCAACAGCAGCAGAGGGGGGGAGCUGCAGUCUGCGCUGCAGGAGGGAAGAGCCAGCCAGGCAAGAAGGGGAAGGGAGCAGCCAAAGGGAAGAGUCGCACUAAAGCGGGGCCCGCGGACAUUGCUGCGGCCGCUACUGCAGACAGUGACUUUGACACGCUGAUCGACGCCGUCGUCAAGGCUGAGCGUGUGUGUGGCUUCGUGAAGUGCAAAGCCAGCGUGAUCAUGCUUGGACAGCUGUGCAUGCACUGCAACCGCCAGUUCUGCCUCAGUCACCACAUCCCUGAGGUCCAUGGCUGUGGGGACCGAGCCAAGAGCCACGCCCGCAUGAGGAUCAGCAGAGAGGGGGUGCUGUACGCCGGCAGUGGCCAGAAAGACAAGUCCAUGGACCCCAAUAAGAAAGCGUAUCUGCAUAGGAAGCUAGACACAAAGCUCCAAGACAUGGCGACUCAGAGGAAAACUAAAGCCAAAGAGAAAGAUCCUCAACCAUGAGGAGCUUCUAUGACGGGGAGUCGCCUGUGUGUGCAUGGCUGCUGUGUAAAAAGACACAAGUAAAUAAAUACAUUAUUUUUAGUGAC